This is a messenger RNA of Poecilia reticulata (guppy), 3305 nucleotides long. It is a transcript of the gene opn6a, whose product is annotated as opsin 6, group member a. The record is from RefSeq and is a predicted model, not a curated record. Gene Ontology annotation, biological process: G protein-coupled receptor signaling pathway. NCBI's taxonomy places the organism in Eukaryota, Metazoa, Chordata, Actinopteri, Cyprinodontiformes, Poeciliidae. Gene Ontology annotation, molecular function: G protein-coupled receptor activity. Gene Ontology annotation, cellular component: membrane.
AUGAAGAUGAGGAGCAGGAGGAAGAGGAGGUUUCAGCAGAGGAACCUGCUGCUGAUCUGAGUUCAGGUGUUUCUGACCCAGACAGGAAGCAAAGCAGAACUGAAAGCUCCACCUGAUCAUCCAGCCAAUCAGAGAUUGGUUUCCAUGGUGACCUGACCUGUGACCUCCCCAGCUGGGUGUUGGUUCUACGCCAGCUGGAAGCUGAACCAGGAUCAGCCGCUAAAUUUACCUCAGAUUACCAGCAGAGCCGUUGCUGAGCGGACCGUCAGACCGCAGACAACAACAUGUCCCUUAGCAACGCCACCGGACCCGGACCCGCCUGGAAGAAUCACAGCUUCAGCACCGGGGGGGGCAGAGACCCCCCUCUCUCUGACCAGGGAGAGACUAUCAUCGGGGUCUACCUCCUGCUGCUGGGGUGGAUGUCCUGGUUUGGGAACAGCAUCGUCCUCUUUGUCCUCCUGAGACAGAGAGCGUCUCUGCAGCCCACUGACUAUCUGACCUUUAACCUCGCCGUCUCCGAUGCCAGCAUCUCCGUGUUUGGCUACUCCAGAGGCAUCAUUGAGAUCUUCAACGUGUUCCAGGACAGCAGCCACCUCGUCUCCUCCGUCUGGACCUGCCAGGUGGACGGGUUCUUCACACUGGUGUUUGGUCUCAGCAGCAUCUACACCCUGACGGUGAUCAGCUUCACCCGCUACAUUAAAGGGUGCCACCCCAACAGAGCUCAUCGCAUCACCAGGAGCUCUGUCUUCGUCUCUCUGCUCUACAUCUGGGUCACGGCCGGGUUCUGGUCCGCAGCGCCGCUGCUAGGCUGGGGCAGCUACACAGAUCGGGGGUACGGUACUUGUGAGAUCGACUGGUCCAAAGCCAGCUACUCUGCCGUCUACCGGUCUUACAUCAUCUCCAUCUUCGUCUUCUGCUUCUUCGUGCCGGUCCUCAUCAUGCUCUUCUGCUACGUGUCCAUCAUCAACACGGUGAAGAGGGGCAACGCCCUUUCUGCCAACGGAGACCUGACCGACCGGCAGAGGAAGAUCGAGAGAGAUGUCACCAUCGUCUCCAUAGUGAUCUGCACGGCCUUCAUCCUGGCCUGGUCUCCCUAUGCAGUGGUCUCCAUGUGGUCCGCCUGCGGUUUCCACGUGCCCAAUCUGACCAGUAUCUUCACUCGCCUCUUCGCCAAGUCCGCCAGCUUCUACAACCCCCUGAUCUACUUCGGCCUCAGCUCCAAGUUCCGUAAAGACGUGGCCAUCUUGCUUCCCUGCACCCAGAACGCCAAAGACGCCGUCAGGCUGAAGCGCUUCAGACCAAAGGCAGAAGGUCACGGCCGCCGCGCCACAGGAGGAGCCAGAUUCAAAGGUCCCCUGAACCACUCUGAAAAGAAAUACUCCCCGAUGAACCAGAGCCCUGCCACCCCGGGCUGUGGCAAGGAGACGCCGCCGCCUGGCACUGCACCAGCUGACGCCAAGGAGGUGUUCUUCAUCAACAUGGCCGCUGCGCCUGAGGCCAGCUCUGAGUUUGAGUGUGUCAGACUCUGACCAAGACACCUGAACUCUGAUGCUGUAACUCUGUCCGACCUUAACCAGCCAUGAUCGGGAACAUUUCCAUCCUCUGGGCCUUCAGAACAGAAGAACCAGGUUACUUUGACCUUUAACCCCAUCUAGAGACACUCUUGUAAAAGUACCAAAUCAGAUGAAGAGGUCAGGUUAAGAUUUACCUCUAGAGUCUCAGAUUCAGGUUUUCCAACCUUUAGACUGAGUUUGAUUGAGAAGCUUUUGGUCUGGCUCUGAUCAUCAAGCGAUGAUUCCCUGCUGAGUGAAGUGACCAGUCACUCUUAAAGGGCCGGUGUCGUGUAAAAUGUUAUCUUUCCAGCAUGUUAGAAUCAAACCUGGAGUGUUCCCUUGAUUCCUUCAUGUUUGAGAAAUCCCUUCUUCAGCUGUGCAAAACACCAAGGUGGACCUAGCUCCGCCUUCCGGCCGCAGCUCCUCCUCAGAGCUGCGGCUCCUUCAGACUAGCCAGCAGCAAUUUGUAAGCAUCAGCUGAGUCCAUUACAGGAACUGCUGCUGGUUAAAAUGUUAGGCGUUGAGGAGAGAGAGCAGGAAUUGUUAAAGAGACAGAGGCCCAAUUUCAAGGCGCUAAAUUAUAAAAUCUAAUUUCUCUCAAGUCAUUUUGGAUCAGUGCAGCAUCUUUAUACCAACUGGAGGGAACAGCAGCUGGAUCAGGCAAUAAAUGGCACCAUGUGGCUGGAAAACACAGAUUACUAGCCCUUUAAAUGUUUUUCUGUCUGGUUAGGUCAGUUUUCCUCCUCUGAAGUUUGGGGUACCCCAAGGUUCCCUUUUGGGACCCAAGCCCUUCUCAUGCUUCCUCUGGGGCCCAUCAUAUGUAGCCGGGGCAUCUUGCUGCGCCCUCUUCCUGUUGCCCAUAUAUGGAAGACGCUGUGACGGAGCAGCUGGCUUGUUAGGGAGACAGACAGGAAAUCAGCAUUUAGUUUAAAAGCAGGUAGAUGCUGAGGUCGGAUGCAGGCUGAUGACCCGUACAGGUUUGUUUAACAUUAACAUUUAUGUCCGAUUCCUCCACUGAUGGUUAUAGGAAACAAACUUUAGAGACGUCAAGACGCCGUUUACUGGUUUCACUGUAGGGUCAGAGCCGUUUCUGAUCAUCUGGCUGCUUCAUGUUCUUGUCUAACCUGAUUUCUGUUGUGUGAAGGUUGGCCUGCUAGUUUACUAGAUGGUUAUUGUUGAUUAAAAGAACUUUUCUUGUUUAGGUUUUAUUUAGGGACAGAGUUUCUCCUGUCGCCCUCUGGCCUGUUUUAAACUGGACCUACAGGCCGUUUUAUUCAGAUUGACACCAGUGGGAGGAAGUUUUUCUUUUCUUUGGGGGUUUUGUGUUUUUGUUGGGAGACUCGGCUACAUUUAGUUGUAUUUGUGUUUUCCUAUUAUUAUUCCUCCCCCUAACCGUCUAAUUUGAUCUAAUUGGGUUUUGAUUCUUUUCAGCUUCAGGGUCCAGCAGACUCCCACCUUUAGAUGGUCACUUGGUAGAAUAAAAUACAUCGUGACCAUUUUUGCCCAUGAAACAUUUGUGAAUUCAGUAAACUAAUCUGCAGCAGUGCCUCUGUCAGUUUUUACAAACUCAUCUGUGUGAUCUGGUAAAAGAGGAUCUAGAGCUGCAUCCAGGGCCACGAAUAGAAAAUCCAUCAUGUCACUGCAGCAGGUUCUGCUGCUUCCUGUCUCACUGGGUUCUAAUUCUUUUAUUUCACUGUUUUUGCCUGUUCUUGUGUAAAACGGCUAUAAAAUAAAGAUUGAUUGAACGUAGAA